Molecule: messenger RNA, 2177 nt
Organism: Trifolium pratense (red clover)
Lineage: Eukaryota; Viridiplantae; Streptophyta; Magnoliopsida; Fabales; Fabaceae
Product: mediator of RNA polymerase II transcription subunit 4-like
Exons: 3
Coding region: 295-1497 (400 amino acids)
Biological process (GO): regulation of transcription by RNA polymerase II
Cellular component (GO): core mediator complex; mediator complex
Molecular function (GO): transcription coregulator activity
Source: RefSeq, a predicted model, not a curated record
UAUAAACGCUCCGAUUCUCUAUAAUCUCUUCAUUCUUGCUUCUUUCUCACGAGCUUUGGCAUUUUCAUGCUCUAAUCUUUCAUCACAAAACCCAUAUCAUGUUCACCUUUCUCUCCUUUAAAUCACAUUUUCCGGUGAUUGAUCAUCUCCACAGUGAAGGUUUUCACUACAUCGCCCAUUUAAGUUGAUAUUAUUACCGGGUGGCUCUGUCUCAGCUCUGCUCUCCAAUCUGUUGCCUGACUUUUUAUUUAGAGAUACAAGAAUACUGAAAAAGACAAAAGGCAUCAAUACAAAAUGCUUCAACACCAAAUCGUGCAGUCCCCUGCCAUGCUAGGCCUUACAAACCCUAACUCACCAUCAAUUCUGAACCCUAACCCUCAAAAGCUACCUCCUUCGCAGACCCAUCAUCACCAAAACCACCAUUCUGUGGCUCCUUCAGCUGCUCUACUCACUCUUUUACCACCUCUCCCUAGAGCACAAGCACUUCUUUCCCAAAUGGCUACCUUAGCUUCUAAACUCUUUGAAGUAUCACCCAACAGAUCUGCUUGGGUCACUACAUUCCGUGGAUCACUCCCAACAUUCCUUUCUUCCCAAACCCAACCACAUUCAUCUUCCUUGCUUGAGUCUCUGCCUUCCACCACCAAAGAAAUGAUUUCACUUUUCACCUCCCUUCAAACGCAAAUCUUUGAAGCUGUUUCUGAACUCCAAGAAAUUAUUGAUUUACAAGAUGCUAAGAAAAAGAUCGAUGGUGAAAUUCGGUCAAAAGAUUCAGCACUUCUUGCAUUUGCCAACAAACUCAAAGAUGCUGAGCGGGAACUUGAUAUUCUUGUUGAUGACUACUCUGAUUAUCGCCGUAGCAUCAAGAGAUUGAAAUCAGAAGAUGGCAGUAACGAUGAUUCUUUAACCACCUCAAAUGUCUCAUCUCAGCUGAAAAUAUCAGAUAUAUUAUCAUAUGCUCAUCGAAUAAGUUAUACAACCUUUGCACCACCAGAAUUUGGAGCAGGAACGGCUCCUCUUCGCGGAGCAAUGCCACCUGCACCGCAAGAUGAACAAAUGAGAGCUUCACAGUUAUAUAAUUUUGCAGACCUUGAUAUUGGAUUGCCUAAAGCUGUUGAAACUAAGGAGAAAGCAGUUGAAGCUAUUAUUGAGCCUUUUCAACCUGUGGAUACCAAUCCACUUGCAAAUUUGCCUGCAAUUCAAGGGAUGCUUCCUCCAAAUUUUGCAGUUCCGCCUGGUUGGAAGCCUGGAAUGCCUGUACAAUUGCCUAUUGAUAUACCAAUUAUGCCCCCACCUGGGUGGAAACCUGGGGAUCCUGUAGCAUUGCCUCAUAUUGACUCACUUCCAGUACCAAGAUUUGAGGAACAAAAAUUACACCCUCAAAUUCCUCAGCCCAAGCAACCAGAAAUUAUUCAAGUGCAGCAUGUUAAUUUGGAUCUCGGAGGGAGUGAUAGUAGUGAUUAUAGUAGUGAUGAGGCAAGUUCUGAUGACGAAGAUUGAAAAAUCAGUGAAACUUAUCUUCUCAAAUUGUCGACAGUACAGGCAGUAUACAUCAAGAGACUCUCUGUGAUCCUGCUCAUACAGAGUACACAAGCACUUACUAGGAUUUUUUGACUCAUGCAUAACAGAUUACACACACAGGAGAACCAGCCACAGUUUCAGAGGGGAAAAGGUUAAGCAGCUGGGAAAGAGUUUAACAUCCUUGACCAGCAUCAGUUAAUUUGAGAAAAUACACACGGGAGGGUAAUCCAACAGCUUUUCGUGUUAUUUUUUGUUUAAACUGAGACGGUUGAAGAUAAUGUGGUUGAUCCUGACAUUUUGUUUGUUACUAUUGGUUUCAUUAUUUCUGGAUUUUGUAGAGGUUACUAAUGAAUUUACUGCUUUGAUCUGACACCUCUAAAUAGGCUGAUUGUUCCUUUAUUUUAUUGCUCUUAGUUUGCACGGAAUUAACAUCACUAUAAUUGUAUGUUAUCACGAUACUGUAUUGCCCAUAUUUAUCUGUUUUGAAUCCUUUGGAAUUAAUUUUUACGCUAGUCGUUUAUUUGGAUUUGGUUGGUGAAGCUGCACCUAUUAUUUUCCGGCUUAGACUUGAGAAUGACGGUCUUCGGGUGAUCUCAAACAUUGGGUUCUAUGAUGCAUGCAUGUAGUGCUGAAUUUGUGUUGAUCUUGAAAUGUUUUAA